ACUCGUGCCCAGAUCAGCUCACCCCCACAGCUUGAUUGCCCAAAGCUUCGCUCCAAUAUUGUAGUAGCAUCUCCGCGCCUAUGGUGAGCUAUAUAAAUAGGAGCUAGCCUCGAUUCCCACCACACUCUUCAUCCUGCAACUGAAACCAGCAGCUCAGUCUUGUUCUCUGAAGCGCAGUGUGAAUUGAAGGAGAUCAAUGGCGGGGAAACUCUACCAGCUCAUGUCAAGGCUGCACAUGGCGAGGAGCCAGUCAUCCUCUGCGGCGGACGUGCCGAGAGGGCACUUCGCGGUGUACGUCGGGGAGCAGCGGAGGCGGUUCGUGAUCCCGACGGCGUACCUGAGGAAUCCGUCCUUCCUCGUGCUGCUCAAGAGGGUGGAGGAAGAGUUCGGCUUUGACCACCCUGCCGCCGGCGGCCUCACCAUCCCCUGUUCGGAGGGCGACUUCGCCGACAUCGUCGGCUCCGCAGCGGUGGAUCACCACUAGCUGUAGCUCAUCAUCUGACUACACCGGCGCCGGCGCAUGCAUCGGCCGGUCCAGCCACCGAUAUGAUUAUUAGUUGAUUACUAAGAAUAGAUUGUUUUAGGACGAAUGCAUUUGUCUCUAGCUGAGAAUCGCGUUUGCUUGAACCCUGUAAAUUAUGAUCCAAGGGAUAAGUAAAUUCCGAUGUUCACGUCUCUUCAGAUU
Lolium perenne is the source of this 685-nucleotide messenger RNA. Its product is annotated as auxin-induced protein 15A-like. Gene Ontology annotation, biological process: response to auxin. Lineage: Eukaryota; Viridiplantae; Streptophyta; Magnoliopsida; Poales; Poaceae. The record is from RefSeq and is a predicted model, not a curated record.